Molecule: messenger RNA, 1967 nt
Organism: Harmonia axyridis
Lineage: Eukaryota; Metazoa; Arthropoda; Insecta; Coleoptera; Coccinellidae
Gene: Bgb
Product: protein big brother
Exons: 3
Coding region: 117-776 (219 amino acids)
Biological process (GO): regulation of transcription by RNA polymerase II
Cellular component (GO): core-binding factor complex; nucleus
Molecular function (GO): transcription coactivator activity; sequence-specific DNA binding
Source: RefSeq, a predicted model, not a curated record
CGGAGCCGGCGUCAGGUUUUCGACGGCAGUAUCGCCUUUGACGUCGCUAGGAGCUUUUAAAAUCCGUUCGGACACAUAAUUGCGUUGACAGAUCGUCGUUCGCGGGAUUUUCUUUAAUGAAUUACAGUGCGAUGCAUUCUAUGAACGAUCCCACGUCAGCCCUGGCCGGGAUGCUUCCCUUCGAGAGUAUCGGUCUCUAUGAACAGCCUAAGCCUAGGUUCAUCUUCAAGAUGCCUAGGGUGGUGCCCGACCAGAAGGCCAAGUUCGAGUCCGACGAACUUUUCAGGAGGCUGAGCAGAGAGAGCGAGAUUAGAUACACCGGCUGUAGAGACCGAGGCCAAGAGGAAAGACAGGCAAGGUUUCAACAUGGAUGUCGCGAAGGUCACACAGAAAUUGCUUUUGCAGCCACUGGAACCAACCUCCAGUUGGUAUUCACUCCUCCAGCAUCUGGAUAUGUACCCGAUAAAGAAUGUGAUUUCGAUAAAGAACCAGGCAAAGUUCACAUCAAAUCCUCCUUCAUAAUGAACGGCGUCUGCGUCAGAUGGAGGGGCUGGAUCGAUCUGGAGCGUCUGGACGGCGUCGGUUGCCUGGAGUUCAACGAGGAGAGGGCAGCACAGGAGGACGCGCUUUUGCGCGAACAGAUCGAACGAUAUAAUCAGCGAUUGCGUGAAUUCGAGGACAAGCAGAGGGGUUACCGUCAACAGGACAGGCCGGAUCAAGACCUGGAGGUUCGCGUAGGCGCCGUGCAAUCCAGGAAUUACAUGAAGAUGUAUUAGGGAUAUAGAUAAACCGGCCUAUAAUUGUAGAUGUCCUGUUGAAUCUAGAGGUGAUCGUUUGAUGGAGAUAUUGUGAUGUGGUAUAUUUAUUUCAGCAAUGACAUGACGUCACUGAUGACGUAUGCGAGAUGCCAACUGUAUCCAUCUUGAAAACGCACACAAAACCAGGCAAUUUCUAAAGUUUGUGCCGUCAACUAUUAGUUAUGUUACUGAUGUACUCAUUCAAAUUCAAUAAGUAAGCUGUGAUGAAUAAAUUAAUUAUUAGUUUUGGUGCCUACUUUCCCGAUAUGUAGCAAUGAUUAAAAAAAAUUCGAUAAACUCGUAAGACCAUUACAAAAAAGUAGGACUACAUGGAACAGCCUGUAUCUUGAAAACAAAGCGUUUUCGGGUCCAUGUUUAAAGGACUUUUAUUCAUGAAAUUUACCAAGGGAUCUCUCGUUUUCAUUUGCAUCACCAAUUUUGAAACACCCUGUGUAUCGUCAACUGUUGUGCAGUUUUGAAACAUCGGUGAAUUGAUAACUUUGUAAUGUUUGUUUUAUUGAAUAUUAUUAUUCACGUUUCUUGAAGGCCUUUCAGAAGCCUGAUGUUUGUGCGUGUUAUAAUAUAUAAUGAGUGAUUAUUCUUCAAAUGGAAAAAGUGACAUGACUAUUUGUCCAUUUCAGCGCCCAUAUGUUGUCAUAUUAAUAGAGAACGUCUUUUGAUAAUUCAGAAGGUGGUAGAAACUCAAAAUUCAUAUGAAUACCGAUAUUUUCAUUACUAUCUAUAAUUCCAAUCUAACAACCUCUUGAAAUAAAAUAUCGGUCAAUUUAGCAUGAUUAAUAAAAUUUGUGUAAUACAAGCAUACCAAAUGAAUAAAUACAGACACAUUCGUUUCGCGCAUAUUUUCAAACUAGUGUCAUUACAAUUUCUUCUGUGACGAUCACCUCUUGACUAAUUCCUAUUUAGAUGUGAUUUCACUAAGAUUGCUAUCCUUUUGAUUAUAUGUAUAUGUGGUUGAAAAAGAGCUGAAAUCUGAACAUGUAACUAACUGAUAUUUAUUUUUUCCAUUAUGUUUUUUUUGUUGGUUUUGUUAUAUAUGAAAUAUUUAAAAAAUUAUUUCGCUUAUUGGUAUGUAAAUAUAGAAGAAUACCAUUCUGUUGUAAAGGUACGUAAAAUAUUAUGUAAAUAUUGAAAUAAAACAGUUUACUUAAA